CCUUGGAAUCGACACCGUGGAAUCGAUUUCUGCCGGCGAAACUAUGGCGGAGCCGGAGCUGCUGCUGGACUCGAACAUCAGGGUGUGGGUGGUGCUGCCCAUCGUGCUCAUCACCUUCCUCGUGGGCAUCAUCCGCCACUACGUGUCGCACCUGCUGCACUCCGACAAGAAGGUAGAACUCGAGCAGGUCUCCGACAGUCAAGUCCUGUUACGAAGCAGAAUACUCCGAGAGCAUGGGAAGUACAUCCCGCGGCAGUCGUUCAUCAAUCGCAAGCACUACUUCAAUGACACCGAAACAGGCUUUUUUAAGAAAACCAAGAGGAAGACCAUCCCUAAAAACCCGAUGACAGACCCAAGCAUGCUGACCGACAUGAUGAAGGGAAACUUCACGAACGUGUUGCCCAUGAUUGUCAUCGGUGGCUGGAUCAACUGGACCUUCUCCGGCUUCGUGACCACAAAGGUGCCCUUCCCGCUCACGCUUCGCUUCAAGCCCAUGCUGCAGCGCGGAAUUGAGUUGGUGUCGCUGGACGCGUCGUGGGUGAGCUCAGCGUCGUGGUACUUCCUGAACGUGUUUGGGCUGCGCAGCAUGUACUCCCUCAUCCUGGGACAGGACAACGCUGCUGACCAGGCCCGGAUCAUGCAGGAGCAGAUGUCUGGUGCUGCCAUGGCUAUGCCCCCUGACCCCAACAAGGCAUUCAAGGCCGAGUGGGAGGCCCUGGAGAUCACGGAGCACAAGUGGGUGCUGGAGACUGUGGAGGAGGAGCUCAUGGCCAAGGACCUGGUGCUGGACGGACUCUUCAGUGAAGAGCGAGAGCCCGUCAUGUUCUGAGACUCGUCCUGCACGCACACCCUCCCGCAGAGCACAAACUUUCCAUACUCGACAUUCUGGCUGGGCUACACCAUGGGUGGUGACUCUAAAAAGGUUAAUUAGUUUUAUUUAUUCUACAUCAAUAAAUGCCCGCUUUUCCUGUGGAAUUACACGUGAACAGCAGAUGUUAAAAUAGGUUAUUCUGCUGCUGUGUUCUGAUGGUACUUUGCCAUGAGUUGUAGGGACACGCAAGUGUUUUUUUUUAAGAUCGCGCUUCAUAAAGUCUUUGCAGAAAGUUCCAAAUGUUUUUUUUCACAUUCGUGGUUUUUUAGUGCUACUCUGUCUUGAUAUCGUUUCUCAUGCAAGUAAUGGUUAGUGAGAUGAAUGCAGCUUUAUUUAUGUAGGUGUGUUUGUGACCUUUCAUGAAGUAAUCUACUCUGCGUUGUCUGGCGUAUGGAAUGCGGCCUUGUAGAAAUUACCAGCAAAUGAGUGAAGGUGUCCAGAUGUCCCCCCCAACACGGGCCAUUUGGCCUGAUAGUGAUGGGUCCCUGUGUGCGUUGAUCUUGAUGUCAAUCUGGUAACAGCCAAAUUAUCGCGUCGGUUAUAUUGCCCAUUCGACCCUGAUUGAACGGCCAAUGGACAAGGCAGUGCUCGUUGAGAGAAAUUGCAUGGCUUCGCUCGUACAGUUGAGUUGAUCACAGUAGAAGCUUGUAUAGUUCUUUAAGAUUAAUGAUGUAAAUUGAUGUCUCUUUCUUUGGCUCAUUGUACUUAUUGAUGGAUCGCAUGAUGGAGUAGUGUGGGUCUGUCUACCUCUCAUGUGGGUGGCCUAGAAGAAUUUCCCAAUUGCCCGUCAAAGAGGAAGGCCUUUCACCUGCGUGUUGUCAAACACUCCCAGCACCAGUUAGCAAAUCUUUAUUUUUAAGAGAUUAAUACCUAAUAUCUGUGCAAACUAUGCCAACUUUUUCUUCAGAUUUUAUUGUUGAGCCACCACAAUGCAAAAUAUUUCCAAGAUGAGUUGGUUGUUUGCCUUGCCUCUGAAGGUCCAUUUCUUGAAACAUUCGUCAUUUGCUGCCAGUAAAUGCACACCUUUAACCUUGCGACUUUGCGAUUGAGUUGUUUGAUCACUAAAAAAAUGACUCCUAGAGGGGUCUUUCCUGUAGAGCGGUGAUGCAUAUAAAAAAAAAUCAGUCUUGUAUACUCCUUGAGGCUUUCCCAGUUAACAAUUUCAACUGGUCUUGGUUUUUAAUCUAUGGCAUUUUCAUUUGUGUGUAUGAUAGUCUUGAGUUGAGUAAUUUUAGACUGAGAGAUGUGCAAGACAGCUUGUUUGUUUCAAGGACGGUGUGGAGAACACGAUGAUGGAGGUGUACAGAUGUAGAACAUACAAUAAUUUAAAACAUGUGCAAGACUAGAAUAAAAAAAAUAGUAACGUAAUAUUGUUGCAUGGUAUAGUGAUAACAUGGGCAUCGAGAUGCGCUAAUUGGCAAGGUGAUGCAUCACAAGGAUGAAGUGAUGAGCAAAUGUAAACAAAGACGUGCAAAUGGUCAACAAAAAACACUGACAAGGGGUUAAGCCAGUUACAAAAUAUUUUGCGGUGUUAAACGAGGAAUGAUCAAAAGCAUGACUUAUGUAAAAUCUACACAAGCAGAACAAGCUUGGUACAACACCGUUUGAGAAGCCACUAGAAAUUCAGCUCAGUGUAAACCCAACGAUGCGUUCCCACUGGAGUGAUUGUGUGAGAGGGCUGCGAUUGUGAACUUGGUAAUGCAAGAGGCUUAGCUAUGAAGUCUCGUUCCGAUUUCCCUGAAGAAUGCGUGAAAGGUGCAUGACUUAAGAGGCGUAGAUUGUAAAGAACCUUGCACUAGUAAGAGCUAUUGCCAAGACAACACCGUGAAUUAUUUUGCAACGCAGUUCUCCGCCCCAGCCGGGCCGGUGGUGGGCAGACGUGUUUCUAAAUACGAACUGUGGCGCUCGGGUGGUGUGCGAGCUGGGAUCCAGACUGCCGGCUGCCUUGUGCCUGACCCCUCGCCCGAGAUGGAAGUGUGCAUUCUGAGAUGACUAAUGAAAAGUUACGUAAAUAAAUAUGACUGCUGUG
Molecule: messenger RNA, 2900 nt
Organism: Lethenteron reissneri (Far Eastern brook lamprey)
Lineage: Eukaryota; Metazoa; Chordata; Hyperoartia; Petromyzontiformes; Petromyzontidae
Gene: EMC3
Product: ER membrane protein complex subunit 3
Biological process (GO): protein folding in endoplasmic reticulum
Cellular component (GO): EMC complex; membrane
Source: RefSeq, a predicted model, not a curated record